AUGAGUGGAAGUCCUCAUAGCCCACAUUUUCAAGUUCCUCUCCGUGACCAAGAAGGAUGGUAUAAAGCGCAUUUCGAAGCGAGCACUGAUGUACCGGACACUCCUUGGAGCAGAAACAAGACGAUAGAAGUAGAAGUCGGAUUGGAGACGGCUGAGGUAGAUCUGGAGGACGGUAAUUGCCAUAUACAACCCUCGAGUGCAACAGCAGUCUCCAGUUUUCUUCCUCAAAAUGCACCUCCAGAGGCUCAGAUCGACGGUGAUGAAGGGCCAUACCUUGAAUCAAAACCUGAAUGCGUAGACCGCCCGUCCGAUGCACUUGAUCUUCAGAAUGACACAAAGGAGAACAUCGGUGUAGCAAAAGCAAAACCCGUAGCUAAUCUUAAAGAUGAAACUGCCGAGAGCACUAUUCGGGGACAAAGUGAAUUCUUACAUGACUCCAUUGGGACCACAAUGGGCAAACCUAUGCAGCCACUUCAGGACGCAAAACGCGCAUUCGAAGACAUCGACUCUAAGUCUCCGCGUUUAAUCGCCUUAAAAAACUUUGCUCUUUCUGAGUUUCUAUUCAGGGCAGGUACCCUAAGUUACUUGCUAUUCGUCAUCAAAAUGCUUCGAAAGAUCUGGACAAUGUUUCAGAAUCAGUUUGCCGUUGCUGUUGGACAUCUGGUUGUCAGUGUGGGUUUGUUCAUCCUGGUUCGAUAUUGGGGCACAAUACCAGUAGAAAUACAAGCCGUUGGCCAAAGAUCGAGGUUUUCACGAAUAAUCGUCGAUACCACUGUCCUAGCAGGUGCUUUCAUCUGCACUUCCGUUAUCUGGCAGAUAGUAUCUGUUAUUGGAGGAUCAGUAGUCAUGAUACACAGGAUGUACUUUUGA
Molecule: messenger RNA, 870 nt
Organism: Lentinula edodes (shiitake mushroom)
Lineage: Eukaryota; Fungi; Basidiomycota; Agaricomycetes; Agaricales; Omphalotaceae
Exons: 10
Coding region: 1-870 (289 amino acids)
Source: RefSeq, a predicted model, not a curated record